UUUGUUUUGAAAAUCCUGACCGGAAGCCUUGCGGUAACUGCAGCUAGAGCACAGAGCUAACGCUAACUGCACUGUACUCCUUGCUGUGAAAACUAAGUCGUUUGUUUUAACGUGUUGACAUUGGUCCGGUGUAGGAGUUGGUCUUUCAAACGCUGGUCUUAGAAAACAGGUUGGCUCUCCUCGGGAACGCGAUCACUCUGGGUGCGUGUGUGUCACCUUGGCUGUGGUCCUCAGUCCUGUCCUCAGUCUCUCUGGGUGUGGAUGAUACUGGCCCUGUGCCAGUCCUCUGUAGAUGAAGAUGUCCCUGGCCCAGCGAGUGCUCCUCUCCUGGAUAUUCGCCCUGAUCUUCCUCAUCAUGCUGGUCCUCAAGCUGGACUCCAAGAUCCACUGGAACUGGUUCCUCAUCUUCCUCCCCGUCUGGACCUUUGACACCAUCCUCAUCCUCAUGCUGAUUGUGAAGAUGGCAGGGCGCUGCAAGCCAGACUUUGACCCCAGGGAUGGUGAGCAGAGCCUGAAGAGGAGGCUGUGGUACCUGACAGCCCUGCUGCUGAAGCUGGCUUUCUGUCUGACUCUGUGCUCCCGCCUGGAGAGGCUGACCGAGAUGUGGGUCAGCGUGGUGUGUGUCCCUCUGUGGGUGCUCCUGGGUGGGGCGCUGGUCGAGCUGGGACACAGUGUUUUCCACUAUAGGAGGGACUGAAAUGGAGGACUCAGCAGUACUUGAUUUUGAACUGUAAUACAGGGGACAAAAACCUUUUACACUCCAGCUUCUCUAGCUAUGAAUGCACCAACCCAGUCCAAUGGAUUGGUAUCAGAGCCGUUUGUGUAUCAGCCAGAUUUGACUGAUGCACAUAAAACACUGUUUCUUUGUCAAUGUCAUUACAAAACUCACUUUUUCUGCUAUAAGCUGCUUAAGUUACAGCAGGUUGCCAAAUCAACGGGCUCCCGUGAGUUCUUCACAGUGUGGUAUACAGGUUUAAAAUAGAAGAAGAGAGCAUUAUAUUGAUGUGGCAUUCACAUUGUGGCCUUCUAGUUUGUCUUUAGGCAACAGUAGAAAAGUAGAAAUCAUGAACUGUGAGCACACAUAUGCACACAUGUAUGCUGUAAUGUCUAAUGUGGUGUCCAUUUACCACUGACACAUGAAUUACCCAAUCUGCACUAGCAUGCACUGUGUGCCACUGAGCCAUAUGAUACCUGUUAGUGGAGUCACUGUUGCAAAUAUAUCACUAUCUGAGCAUGUCUGCACCCAUCUCAGGAUGUCUCUCUGUCGCUGUCAGUUUGAAUGUAAGCUCCCAACAUUCUCCAGCUGCAUGGAUUAAAUGCGUCCUUUGGAAAAGAUGCAUUUUCAUGUAAAAAAUGCAGUUGUGAAGGCAAAAUAUCUAUAAUUCUGCUGGAUGAAAGGACAUGCUGUUCCCUAAAUCAGGGCUUAUUCUCUGUGCGGUGGCAUUUUUUGGACAUUUCAGACUCACCUUGUCAGGCACAGCUCAUCGUCGUCAGACUCAGCUGUCAUCUGUGUGAAGUGAAUUUUGUCACGGCUCGACAUCUGUCAAGCUUGAGCUGCACUUCAUCCCUUGUCAGUUACAUUACAUUCAUUUGGCGCAGACUUUACAGUAAGUGUAAGCUGUUUUCGCUGUAAUCCUUAGCUGUGGUUGGUGUUUUAUUAGUAAAAUCUGAACCUUUCCACUACAAGUCAAAAUGUCUGAUGUGAAAAAAGCCUGCCUGCAGUGAGCAAGUUAACAUAAUGACAUUUAGCAUGUUGGCAGUCUGUAUUAGCAUCAAAGUUCCCAGAUAUCCUGUCAUGAACUGAAGUGAUGAAGAAGUAGACAUUUUGGAGCUGACAGUGGCAACUCAUCCAGUACUGUUGGACUAACAUCGUCAUCUUUAGACCCGAGCUGCUCAAGUACCUAGAGAGACAAAUAUUGAAACCUUGAUGACAUGAAAUGCAGGCGAGACAUUAAUAUCAACAAAGUCACUAUUUUGAACCAUUUAUUGAGAGGUUCUGAUCAGAGUAUAAAUCACACUACCAAGUCUUAUCUUAAGAAAUAAAAUGUAUUUACAACAAAAUUUUCACAUACAUCGGUUUCAAAUAAAAACAGACAGUAAAUGAUAUAAAUAAGUUCUAUGGAAAAUAAAACUUGUCUUACAAAAAAUAUAUGCAAUUUCUGUAUACAUUUUCUCACAUUGGUGCUAAUAACAUCUAUACUGUACAGUUUUGGUACAUACAGUAUCAUUUACAGCCCUGUGUGAGUCAAACAAAGUCCAGUCUGAAAACAACUACUUGCUCCAAUUUUGGAGUGUUAUAAACAACAAACCCCAUCGACUAAAGCAACAUGGCAAAGAGAGGAUUUCAGCAGGAGCUCUGAGACUUGCUGACAUGUUCCAAAUAGUGAACGCAGGUUAAUUCCUACAGCAGGAUGGUUGUUUUCAGAUUGGCUAGUCCAGUACCUAAAAUAGGUGCUUUAAGAGCGAAGCUAAGUAGUGCACAGGCACUGACACACGGGUCACAUAACAUUUUUGUAUAGAGCCUACAUACAUUCGCUAACAGACGUGAAGUGAGCUACUUAGCUUACAUUCUUAGGCGCUGUUAAAAUACUUGGAGACUGCAUCCUUGUUUCACGACGUCACUGGAGUGAUGAAGCUGUGUCAGCAGAGUAAUGGAAUGCACCCGCUUGUCUAUUAAAAUUAAAAAGGCCAGUUCAUGUCUGAAGGAAGGAUGCAUCUUCAAAUAUUUUAACAAAGCCUCAGCGUAAGUUGUACAGUAAAAAAAAAAAAAAAGAAGAA
Molecule: messenger RNA, 2778 nt
Organism: Lates calcarifer (barramundi perch)
Lineage: Eukaryota; Metazoa; Chordata; Actinopteri; Centropomidae
Gene: tmem60
Product: transmembrane protein 60
Exons: 2
Coding region: 293-697 (134 amino acids)
Source: RefSeq, a predicted model, not a curated record